AUGAUAAAGGAGCAUUUGCUAUCGGCAACGAAGGAGGAUGGAAGCGUGGACGAUGAUUUCAUACUCGAGAACUCCUUGUCCCAAGGUGACGGGCACAUCGAAGAGGACCCAAACGUGGACUACGAGAUGCUGCUCAAAGGAUUACGAGCCUGUGCCGAACGUGCCUCGAAGCCGCGCACGACAAGUUUGGAUCGAACUUCGAAGACCAGCAAGGAAUUGUUGGAAAGAAGAAGGGAUUUGAGGCUUGUUCUGAAUGCAUCGCACACUGAGCGGCAGAAGAAGAUCCUAGAAGCAGCACAAAGGAGAGCAAGUCUAAAGAAGUGCCGCAGGGAUCUCCACGGCUAUAAUAUUUCGACGGGACUCCUACAAAUCGGAUUCUCCCGUCAUAACUACGAGUUACUGGUACCUGAUUUUAUAUCAGCAGACUUUCUUCGGGCUGGUGAUCAUUCACUUCAUGUAAUCUUAGCGGCGCACAUGACGUCUUACCUUGGGAAGAAAGGAUACCAGACCAGUGAAAGAGAUCGCGAACGGUUCUUAUAUAUUGGAAAGAUACCGGGAAGACGUUUGGAACUACCGUCCGAUAUGCUUGGAGGCUGGAUGAAGUUCGCCCUCAAAAACAAGCUGGAUUCCGUUAAGAGUUUGGCUGCUUGGACCACAUCCAGACUGUUUCGAGAUUCAUAG
Necator americanus (New World hookworm) is the source of this 681-nucleotide messenger RNA. RefSeq lists its product as uncharacterized. The record is from RefSeq and is a predicted model, not a curated record. The transcript is spliced from 4 exons. Bases 1 to 681 code for a protein of 226 amino acids. NCBI's taxonomy places the organism in Eukaryota, Metazoa, Nematoda, Chromadorea, Rhabditida, Ancylostomatidae.